GUAGAAGGACAAUAAGAAAAAUCCUGGUCUUCUGUUCUGGCACUUUCUAUUGCAUCAAUAUUUUAUGCUUAAAGUUUCAACCUUUAUUAUUUUUUUAGAAAAAAAAUUUCUCCUUUUUGAAUCCUGGGGUACAUUGUUUCUCCUCUAAGUCAGCUUUCCUCUGCCAUCACAGUCUCCCUCUUCUUCUUGUGUGUAUAUAUAAAAUCACUCUCAUUAUUAUUGUCAAGUGAGCAGAAAAGAGUAGCUAACUCUCAAACUUGUCUCAUCAACACAUAGAAACAUGGGGAGAGCUCCUUGCUGUGACAAAGCUAACGUGAAGAAAGGUCCAUGGUCGCCGGAGGAAGAUGCCAAACUCAAGGCUUAUAUAGAGGAAAACGGCACCGGUGGCAACUGGAUUGCCUUGCCUCAGAAGAUAGGGCUUAAGAGAUGUGGCAAGAGUUGUAGGCUCAGAUGGUUGAAUUAUCUUCGACCCAACAUUAAGCAUGGAGCGUUCUCUGAGGAAGAAGAUAACAUAAUCUGCAGCCUUUACAUAAACAUUGGUAGCAGAUGGUCUAUAAUUGCAGCACAAUUGCCUGGAAGAACUGACAAUGACAUCAAGAACUACUGGAACACGAGGCUUAAAAAGAAACUCCUGGGCAAGCAGCGAAAAGAGCAACAAGCUCGGAGAGCUAGCUGGCUCACCGUUAAGCAAGAAAUGAAGAGAGAAGGUGGGGAUUAUAUGCUUCCUGGAAUGGUGAGCCAACUCCCAUACUGGCCACAGCAACCACCAGUCAUACCUUUUACAACCACCACAAAUCAAGAUCCUCCUCUUCCUAAUGACCAAGAAUCCAUCAAGAAUUUGCUUAUCAAACUAGGAGGAAGAUUCUCAGAUGAUCAUCACCCACAAUCAAGCACAAGCACUCCAAUCCCCAAUUCCAUGAAUUCUUCUCGGUACCCUCUUGAUGUUUCUUUCGCUCAAGAUCAACUAUAUGAGAAUUCCAUGAACAACACGGUUUCACCUGCAUCUUCCAUUAGUCCAAUAAACAGCACUUGUUCUCAAGUGACAAAUGGUACCCACUUUAACACCAACGAAGUCGCUGUUCCUAAUGAUAUGUUCCAAGGGCUUGAUGGUUUCACAGAUGAGCUACGUGAGCUGACCUACAGCAACAAUCAACAAAUAAUGAAUUGGUUGGAGGGGUUUUAUGGAACGGACAACAUGGUCGAUGGCAGCAGUACUACUGGGAGUAGCUCCGUUGAAAGUAGCAGCUGGGGACCCAUAUAUUCUCUAGGCUUUCCUCAGCUAGUCACUGGAUUUGAACCUUGCCAACAAAACAUGCCACAAGCUUCUACCUAUGGUGAACAGUACUGUACAUGGGCGGUGUAAAUUAGUACCGAUUAGGGAAAAUUAAUUUGAUGUCAGAAACUCUUUCUUAAUAAACAUAUGCAGAGAUUAUUGUUUUGUUUUA
Molecule: messenger RNA, 1445 nt
Organism: Gossypium raimondii (Peruvian cotton)
Lineage: Eukaryota; Viridiplantae; Streptophyta; Magnoliopsida; Malvales; Malvaceae
Product: transcription factor RAX3
Exons: 3
Coding region: 281-1363 (360 amino acids)
Source: RefSeq, a predicted model, not a curated record